This is a messenger RNA of Staurois parvus, 277 nucleotides long. Lineage: Eukaryota; Metazoa; Chordata; Amphibia; Anura; Ranidae. The record is from the annotation of a GenBank genome assembly.
CAUAUGAAGGGGCGGACUGACCACCCAGGGGCAGACUGACAACUCAUGGGACCCCCGGGCAAUAGGGGAUCAUGGGGCCAAAAAGCCUAUGAAAGGUACCAGGGACAUCUCAUGGGGCCAUCUACUGACCCCGGGCCCUCAGGCAGUGCCCGAGUGCCCAAAUGGUCAGACCGCCCCUGUUGACACCAAUAGCACCAAUACAUGGAUCAAAAUUAGUUUGAUCCCUGCUGAACUGUCCAAAUUUUUAUCCAUGUAUAGGGAGCUUAAGUUGAAAGGA